ACAGACAUAACAGUAGGAGUGAUCUAAACCUUCUACACGCAAACAUAUCGCCGAAUGCACUGUUGAGCAGACAAAAAGAUUCGCGUUAGAUACAUUUUAAAGUGGAUUUCUGUAAUCAGCCAUGGAAGAACUCACGGCGUUCGUGUCGAAAUCAUUCGAUCAGAAAAGCAAGGAGAGCAGCAAAGAGAGCAUCACGUACAGGGAAGUUUUGGAGAGUGGUUUAGCCCGAGCCAGAGAGCUGGGAAACUCGGAGACCAACCUUCAGGAGAUUACAGAAACCAACAACAACCAUUGUCCGGUACACCUUUACAAGGAGCACGUAGAGCUGGAAAAGGAGAAACUGAAGGAGUUUAACGUGACACGGGCUACUGACGGAAUUUAUGACUGCAAAGACAAGAAGGAGGACGUGAAAUCAGAGGACGAGGACGCACAGAGUAAACUGAAGCAGAGACGGAGCAGGACAAAUUUUACCUUAGAGCAGCUGAAUGAACUGGAGCGCUUAUUUGAUGAGACGCAUUACCCAGACGCCUUCAUGCGCGAGGAGUUGAGUCAGAGGCUGGGGCUGUCAGAGGCCCGCGUGCAGGUAUGGUUUCAGAACAGAAGAGCGAAAUGCCGAAAACAGGAAAAUCAAAUGCACAAAGGUGUUAUUUUGGGCACCGCGAGUCACCUGGACGCGUGCAGGGUCGCUCCUUACGUCAAUAUGGGCGCACUCAGAAUGCCAUUUCAACAGGUCCAAGCUCAGCUACAGUUGGAAGGGGUCGGAACACACUCCCAUCCUCACCUGCACCCACACCUCGCAGCCCACGCUCCCUAUCUGAUGUUCCCGCCCCCACCCUUUGGAUUACCAAUCGCGUCGCUGGCAGACUCGGCCUCUGCGGCGGCAGCCGUGGUAGCAGCUGCCAAGAGCAAUAGCAAGAACUCCAGCAUCGCUGACCUGCGACUCAAGGCAGGACUUCUUGGAGGCCACUGGCUCAGCCCUUUCCAGGCACAGAUCACAGCCCCAGGACCAUACAAAAAUGUCUGGAUGUCUGUCUGAGAACCAGCGUUUAGGAGAGAAGACUUUUAAAAAAAAAGCAAAAGGCAGACACAGAGUGAGGCUAGAGGUUGUGUUUUUACGGACAGACACUGAAACUUUGGAAUCUCAACCUCAAAGUGAAAAGAAAGAGACGGCCAUAUUUGCCUCCUACCACUGUGCCGCUGCCUAGUGCACGUGCUCAAUUGAAGGAUAGACCUAUUGGGGCUGGCCUCCAUUGUAACUGACAUACAUCUGUGUUGAUCACUGCCAUGAUAACCCUCCACUACAAUUCAUAUCUAAAGCCGUUAUUUGCAUUUUUGCAUUUUUGUUUUUCAUUGUUCAUUCUGCUGUGGACAAAGACUGGAAACAGCAAUAACAUCGAUGGUACAAUCGCCUGCUUUUUAGUGGAAUUUUUAUGAUUCUUUCUGUUUUGGGAGGAAAUGUUGCAUUGCUGUUAUUUCCUUCUGGGCAUGUGUAUGGACUUUAGCUUUCAUUCUCAUAAUUUGUGCUCUCUUCUUUUUUAUGUGAUGUGUCCUGGAAUAGAAGUGAACCUAGCUUUUGCACUUCAGGUCUUGUAUUAAGGUUUUAAGAUCCUCAAUGCAACAUAUACUUCUUUUAUGUAAGGGGAAAACAAAUUUGGCUUUCGUUUUGCUGAAAUACAUUGAAAUGACUUGUUUUUGUUUGUUUCAAAAAGGAUAAACAGUAACUGCAACUUUGUAAUUUAACAUUUUAAGAAACAUCAGUUUAACUGAAAUGCAAUUAUAUGCAGUUAAGUGCAAUACUGUAAAUAUGGAAAACGUAAUAUAGCGUUUGAUGUUUGCUAAUUAAACGAUGAUUUUUAAGUUGUU
This is a messenger RNA of Carassius gibelio (silver crucian carp), 1863 nucleotides long. RefSeq names its product short stature homeobox (gene shox). The transcript is spliced from 6 exons. The coding region runs from base 122 to 1036 and encodes 304 amino acids. The record is from RefSeq and is a predicted model, not a curated record. NCBI's taxonomy places the organism in Eukaryota, Metazoa, Chordata, Actinopteri, Cypriniformes, Cyprinidae. Gene Ontology annotation, cellular component: nucleus. Gene Ontology annotation, biological process: regulation of transcription by RNA polymerase II. Gene Ontology annotation, molecular function: sequence-specific double-stranded DNA binding; DNA-binding transcription factor activity, RNA polymerase II-specific.